AAGAAAGUACCUUACCAGCUCCAUCUCUGAAGAAUAAUAUCCCAAGAUGGUCGUUUCGAAAUCAACAAACUCGAGAGACGAUAACAAACACUUGGGCGCAGAUGAAAAUCCGAAUGAAUUCAUCAACUCCAAAUGCUUUAAGCUAGCUUCCCAUUUCAAGACAAGGGACUUCAGAUUCGGACAGCUCUCGAGAAAAGAUGGCAACAAUUUCAAAUCACAGAGAGUAACACACAGGCGAGACACACAACCAAAUCGAGGCCGUGGUUCAAAUCUCACAUAUUCGUGGAUGAGCUUUAUAGUGCGGCUGGAUCGACUCAAGUACGUGUUGAAGGAAGGAUUAUUCGAGGAGGUCGAUAACGACAUGACUCAAGGAGAGACAAACGAUUUCUUGCGUGACAUCACUGAGCUCAAGAAGCGGGAGAGGAGUAGUGGUCUCAUGAAUGAUAGGAAGAGGAAGACGAGUAAUGAUGAUGAGCUCAUUGGUGCUGAGAAGGAGGAUUUGAAGCUUUUGGAAGAAGCUAAUUUCGAGGAUUUAUGCGACGAGGACAAGAUCCUUGUGUUCUGCAAGAAGCUGUUGCUUGAAUGGAAGCAGGAACUUGAGGCUAUGGAAAACACUGAGAGGAGAACUGCUAUAGGGAAACAGAUGCUAGCCACUUUUAACCAGUGUGCUAGGUAUCUAACUCCUCUCUUCCACUUAUGCCGGAACAAGUGUUUACCAGCUGACAUUCGUCAAGGUUUAAUGGUGAUGGUUAACUGCUGGAUAAAGCGAGAUUACCUCGAUGCAACGGCUCAAUUCAUCAAACUAGCCAUAGGGAACGCACCAUGGCCCAUCGGUGUGACUAUGGUUGGUAUUCACGAACGUUCUGCCCGAGAGAAGAUUUCUACUAGCAGUAGUGUUGCUCACAUCAUGAAUAACGAAACCACUCGCAAGUAUCUUCAGUCAGUUAAAAGAUUGAUGACAUUUUGUCAACGACGUUAUUCAGCUUUGCCUUCUAAAUCCAUUGAGUUCAAUAGCUUAGCCAACGGAAGCAAUUUACAUUCGUUGCUCGCUGAAGAGAGAUUCUUUGCUGCUGAUCGCGAACGAGUCUCCGAGGAGAGACUCUGGCUCAUGCCUUCUCUGAACGAAAUCUAG
Molecule: messenger RNA, 1132 nt
Organism: Arabidopsis thaliana (thale cress)
Lineage: Eukaryota; Viridiplantae; Streptophyta; Magnoliopsida; Brassicales; Brassicaceae
Product: pre-mRNA-splicing factor-like protein
Exons: 3
Coding region: 47-1132 (361 amino acids)
Biological process (GO): RNA splicing
Cellular component (GO): spliceosomal complex; nucleus
Source: RefSeq, marked reviewed